Molecule: messenger RNA, 813 nt
Organism: Puccinia triticina
Lineage: Eukaryota; Fungi; Basidiomycota; Pucciniomycetes; Pucciniales; Pucciniaceae
Exons: 4
Coding region: 1-813 (270 amino acids)
Biological process (GO): transcription initiation at RNA polymerase II promoter; RNA polymerase II preinitiation complex assembly
Cellular component (GO): transcription factor TFIID complex; nucleus
Molecular function (GO): protein heterodimerization activity; transcription coactivator activity
Source: RefSeq, a predicted model, not a curated record
AUGACCAGCAAACGACCAGCCUACGCCAGCAGCCACCCAUCCCACGAACCCAACCACUCGGCCAUCCAGGCAGCAUCCCCAGGCUUCUCACCACCCCCCGACACUCCCACGGCCUACUACUCCCCACUAAGCACCGCCCACCCCCUCAUCCUGCCCACCAUCCCCCAGCGCAGGAAAUCAAAACCAAACACUACAACCACCACCACCAGCACCGCCAACUUCAACAACUUCAACAACACCAAUAACCCAAACAAGCGUCGCAAGAGCUCCUACCCCGCCCACCAGCACCAGCUCCGGGAUGACGGAAUCGAGGGCUACGAGCAGCCCGCGGCUAGCCCCGCCUACCAGCCCCUAAACACGCUGACAGAGCAGCAGCAACAGAAAGAGGACGGCGAGCUGGAGAACGACCCCGAGGAAGAAGAGAACCGCAAAGAACUCAACGACGACGACUACACCGUCCGCAAACGCGAGGAUCUCUUGAACAAGGACAGACUCAAGAUUCUGUUGGAACACUUCGACCCGCAGCAGAUGGACAGGUACAGCGAGUACCGGAACUCCGGGCUGGCGAAGGCGAACGUGCGCAAGCUGGCUAAUAGUAUCCUCCAGCAGUCGGUCAGCGAGCGAGUGACGAUCGUGAUCCGGGGCUUCGCGAAAGUGUUUGUCGGACACAUGGUCGAACAAGCCUUGGAGGUCCAGAAGCGCAGGGGAGGCACCGGGCCGAUCGCCCAGCACGACUUGAAGGAGGCCUAUCGGGCCUAUCUGUCCGAGCGCGACCGCGGCGGAAGCGACCGGCGGAAGAUGUUUACCAAAUAG